This is a messenger RNA of Myotis myotis, 351 nucleotides long. Its product is annotated as potassium-transporting ATPase subunit beta-like. NCBI's taxonomy places the organism in Eukaryota, Metazoa, Chordata, Mammalia, Chiroptera, Vespertilionidae. Gene Ontology annotation, cellular component: sodium:potassium-exchanging ATPase complex. The transcript has 3 exons. Gene Ontology annotation, molecular function: ATPase activator activity. Gene Ontology annotation, biological process: intracellular potassium ion homeostasis; intracellular sodium ion homeostasis; sodium ion export across plasma membrane. The record is from RefSeq and is a predicted model, not a curated record. The coding region runs from base 1 to 351 and encodes 116 amino acids.
AUGAGGCCACAUGGACACUUUCCCUUCCAGAUCGUCAGGUUUCUCCCCAGCAACAGAACGGCCCCCAGGGUGGACUGCGCCUUCCUGGACCAGCACCACAAGGACGUCCAGCCCCUGCAGGUGGAGUACUACCCGCCCAACGGCACCUUCAGUCUACACUAUUUCCCUUACUAUGGGAAGAAGGCACAGCCCCACUACAGCAACCCGUUGGUGGCCGCGAAGCUCCUCAACGUCCCCAAGAACACCGAAGUGGUCGUCGUGUGCAAGAUCCUGGCAGAACAUGUGACCUAUGACAACCCCCAUGACCCCUUUGAAGGGAAAGUGGAAUUCAAGCUUAAAAUUCACAAGUAA